AUGUCGCUACCCCGCGGCGUCGGUCUAGGAGUCGAUGUGGGCCAACUGAUGCAACAUCAGCAACAGCAGCAGCAACAUCAUGUGCUACCGGCCGCAUUUUUCCUGCGCGCCAGUGCCGAGAGAUAUCAGCGGACCCCCAAGUGUGCGCGAUGUCGUAAUCACGGAGUCGUGUCCGCGCUCAAAGGGCAUAAGCGCUAUUGCCGAUGGCGGGAUUGCGUGUGUGCCAAGUGCACCCUUAUAGCCGAGAGGCAACGUGUGAUGGCUGCUCAGGUCGCGCUGAGGCGGCAACAGGCCCAGGAAGAAAGCGAAGCGCGCGAAUUGGGCCUCCAAUUGCAAUACAAUGCCGGCAGCUGCAAUACUGCCCCCGUUCUACCGGCGGCGGCCGCUGGUGCGACGCCAGCUGGUAGCCCGCCCCCGCACCCGGCGCACGUAGCGAGUCCGGCGGGUCUCGCGAUACCCGCGGCAGCCGCGGCGGCCGCCGCCGCCGCUGCCGCACAUAUCCAGACGCAGCUUCAGCACCAACAGCAGCCUGCGGAAUGUGGUCUCCUACCGAGAAAAAGAUCCACCCAGGACGAAUACCGGCAAUCCAAGGUCGAAAAGAAUGAUGCUAUUCCGCGUUCUAUUUCAGGCUUGAAGCGACCUAGGAUCUCCGAAAAUACGACGAUUUUGUCGACCAGCGAUACAGGCAAUGAGGAUGAUCGUGAUUCUGAUUCGGGUGGCGAAUUACGAACCGAUCGUUCAUUAGUGGUGUCGACGUCGUCAGGAAUACCGGAAUCCGAAGCGACGGCGAGAAAGCGCACUAAUAGCCUGAACGAUUCCGAGGAGGGCAGUCCGGAACCGGGGUCGCAGAGUCCGACGCAUACUCCACCGCUGACACCCGCCUUAACACCGCAAAGGGAGGACACCCCUGCGCCAGAAAAUCUCAGCCUACGGAAAAGUGGCAGUCCACCGCUAACGCAACAGACUUUGCAACCGGUGGAUCUGGUUCAACCUAGACCUAGUCCCCCGCUACCCCCGUUAGCUGUAAGAGCCACGACGACGGUGCACUUCCCUCCUUAUGCACCUCUCUACGGACCGACGGCGAGCUCGCUAGCGUAUUGCUCGCCGGCGCUCUAUCAACAUCAGCACCAUCAUCACAUUCCCGAACCGCGGGAGAUUCAGAUGCAGAUGCAAAUGCAGAAUAUUCAACAGACAUGCGGACUGCAGUUGCAGCAGCAGCAGCAGCAGCAGCAGCAACAGCAGCAGCAACAACGUUCACCGGUAGACCUUCUGCUGCGUGUAUUCCCUGGAAGACGUCGCGCCGAUGUCGAAGCGCUUCUUCAUCGUUGCAAAGGCGACGUGGUGUCUGCCAUGGAGGUGCUGGUCUGCGAGGACAAUCUGCAGCCCAAGUCGGCGUUUUCGCCGCUGGCGGGCGCCCUGGCAUCGGCCGCCGUGGCGUCCGCCGCGUCCGUCUCGGCGGCGGCUUACGCGAGCCGCGCUGCGUAUUGCACCACCCCGAUACCGUCGACGCGGCACCGGUUCCUGGCCGCGCCUUACACCGGUACCGGUUACCUGCCCACUGUCAUCAAACCGCCCAACCAGAGUCUGCAUGCCAAUGGUACUGGCGACGCCUAUCGGGAGACCAGUCCCGAUGAUGCCAGCGAUAAGACCAGUUACUCCGAGUGA
Molecule: messenger RNA, 1665 nt
Organism: Wasmannia auropunctata (little fire ant)
Lineage: Eukaryota; Metazoa; Arthropoda; Insecta; Hymenoptera; Formicidae
Gene: dmrt99B
Product: doublesex- and mab-3-related transcription factor A2
Exons: 6
Coding region: 1-1665 (554 amino acids)
Biological process (GO): regulation of transcription by RNA polymerase II; sex differentiation
Cellular component (GO): nucleus
Molecular function (GO): RNA polymerase II cis-regulatory region sequence-specific DNA binding; protein binding; DNA-binding transcription factor activity, RNA polymerase II-specific
Source: RefSeq, a predicted model, not a curated record